AUGAGUCACAGAGAAAGAGAUAGAGAUAGGGAUAGAGAUAGUGAUAGAGAUAGGGAUAGAAAUAGAUAUAGUAGAAGUAGAAGCAGAGGAAGUCGAAGUAGAAGCCGAAGUAGAAGUAGAAGUCGAGAUAGAAAUAGAAAUAGAGAUUAUAAUAAAGAUAGAAGUAGCAAUAGAGAUAGUUAUUAUAAUGAUAGAGAUUAUAAAAAAGAUAGAAGUAGCAAUAGAGAUAGAGAUUACUAUGAUAGAGACAGAAAUAGAGAUUAUAAAAAUAGUAGUAGUGGUAGUAGUAGUGGUGGUGGUGGUGGUGGUAGUGGUGAAAACUAUACUGUAAAAUCAUCCUCAUAUAGAGAAUCUAAUAGCAAUAAUAGCAAAGUAGAAAUUCAAAAACAAGAAAAUAUAUCAAAAGAUUAUUUUAUUGAUAAUAAAGGAGUUAAUAACUCGAUUGAAAGAAAAGAUAAUAUUAAAAAUGAAAAUAAUAAUAAUAAUUCAUUUGAUAAUAGAAAAGCAGAAUUUAAUAAUAACAGCUAUGGUGAAAAAAAAGAAUUUGAUAAUAAUAAUAAUAGAAAUUACCAUGGUGGUAAUUCAAGAUAUGUAAAUAAUAAUAAUAAUAAUAAUAAUAAUAAUUAUAAUAAUAAUAAUAAUAAAAGUAAUUAUAAUGGUACAGACUUUUUUGAAUAUAGAAAAAAAUUAAGAGAAGAAGCAACAUGUUUUUCGGUUUAUGAAAGAUCACCUUCACCACCUAAAAAAGGUGAAUUGGAAGAAAUUGAUGAUCAAUUUUUAUCAAACAAAAAGAAAUCAAAGAAAUCACGAAGAAAAUCUUCUUCAAAUUCAGAUUCUUCAUCAUCUGAUUCAGAUUCAGAUUCUUCAAGAUCAAGAGAAAAGAGAAAAAAAAGUAAGAGUAGAAAAGAUAAAAAGAAAAGAAAAGAAAAGAAAAAACAUCAAAGGAAAUCAUCAAAGAGAUCGUCGAAAUAUUCAGAUUCAGAUUCGGAUUCGGAUUCAUCCUUUUCAGACUCUGACUAUUCAGAUUCAGAUCGUAGUGAUUCUGAAGGUAGAUCAAGAAAGAAACGUAGUAAGAAACGUAGUAAAAAACGUCACGACCAUCAUAAAGAGAGUGUUCAUGAUGCGUCAAUGUGGGAAGAGAAAGUUGAACAACAAACUCAAACUCUAUCCAAUAGAGAUAUUGGUCCAAAACCAAUUUCAGAGGUUCAAGUUGGUAGUUAUGGUGGUGCUAUGAUGCCUGGUGAAGCUGAGGCAAUAGCACAAUUUGUCAAAGAGAAUAAACGUAUUCCAAGAAGAGGUGAAGUUGGUUUAACUAGUGAACAAAUUGCAUCAUUUGAAGAAACAGGUUACGUUAUGAGUGGUAGUAGACAUCGUAGAAUGAAUGCUGUUCGUAUUCGUAAAGAAAGUCAAGUCUAUAGUGCUGAAGAACAAAAAGCUUUGGCAAUGCUCAAUCGUGAAGAAAAGGCAAAAAGAGAAAAUCGUCUUUUAGCUGAUUUUAGAGAUUUAAUUAAUACAAAACUUCAAGCUGAUUAA
Molecule: messenger RNA, 1533 nt
Organism: Dictyostelium discoideum AX4
Lineage: Eukaryota; Evosea; Eumycetozoa; Dictyosteliales; Dictyosteliaceae
Exons: 1
Coding region: 1-1533 (510 amino acids)
Molecular function (GO): chromatin binding
Source: RefSeq, a predicted model, not a curated record